Polyodon spathula (Mississippi paddlefish) is the source of this 3171-nucleotide messenger RNA. RefSeq names its product protein disulfide isomerase Creld1-like. Gene Ontology annotation, molecular function: calcium ion binding. The transcript is spliced from 11 exons. The coding region runs from base 275 to 1531 and encodes 418 amino acids. Lineage: Eukaryota; Metazoa; Chordata; Actinopteri; Acipenseriformes; Polyodontidae. The record is from RefSeq and is a predicted model, not a curated record.
GCGGGUUGUUUCAGCUGUUCGAAACAGCUGGAAUCCGGAGAGAGAAGGGAGACUGGUGCGCGGUGCAGCUCUCCUCAGAACCGAACCGAACCGAACCGAACCGGGCCGGACCGGGCUGCUGCGUCUCGACCUGGAGGGAAACCCUCCCUGCCGUCAGUGACGCGCUUUUCAGGACCGAAACCCCGUGUUGACGUUUCCAGUGACGAGACGCGCUCCCGCAGAACCGCAGUGGAGCCGACUUUACAGCUUGCUGUGUCCCGCCUGCCUCUCCGUGAUGUCACUUUCUGUGGUGCCUGCGCUGCUGUGGUUGGCUGCGCUGUGCUCUCUGCUGCCCCCUGCAGUCACAGCCAAGCGCCAGCCCUGCGAGACCUGCCGUCUCCUCACCGACAGCUUCAACAAGGGUAUCGAGAGGACGUCCAAGAAGAAUUUUGGGGGCGGGAACACGGCCUGGGAGGAGGAGAAACUGGCCAAAUACGAGAAGAGUGAGACCCGGUUAGUGGAGAUCGUGGAGGGCGUGUGUGACAGCUCUGACUUCGACUGCAACCGGCUGCUGGAGCAGAUAGAGGAGCACAUGGAGACCUGGUGGUUUAAGAGGCAGCAGGAGGCACCAGAGCUCUUCCAGUGGCUCUGCAUCGAAACCAUCCAGGUGUGCUGCCCCCCCGAUACCUUCGGAGCAGACUGCACAGCCUGUCCCGGUCAGCCUGGUUCUGUGUGUGGGGGUCUUGGUCGCUGUGACGGGGAGGGCACACGCUCGGGCUCCGGGCAGUGUGUCUGUGACCCUGGGUACCAGGGCAGUCUGUGCCAGGACUGCGCAGACGGGUACUUCAGAGAGGCCAGGGCCAACCAGAGCCAGCUCCAGGGACAGCCUUCGCAACAGGCAGUAUGCACAGCGUGCUUCCACUCGUGUAAGAGGUGCACCGGUCCUGAGGACUACAAGUGUGAGCAGUGCAAGGCAGGCUGGAUCCUGCACGACAACAAGUGUAUCGAUGUUGACGAGUGUGGCUCGGAGCUCGAGCGCUGCCCCAGCAACACAUUCUGCUUCAACACGGACGGCUCCUACGAGUGCAGAGGCUGUGACAAGGCGUGUGUCGGUUGCAUGGGGGGAGGCCCCAGCCGCUGUAAGAAAUGCUCCAUGGGGUACAAAAUGAUUGGGGCCAAGUGUUUAGAUAUCGAUGAGUGCAAUCUGGGGGGUCUCAGCCCCUGUCCAGGUCUCAAUGAGGAGUGUCUGAACGAGCCGGGGGGGUUCCGCUGCAUCUGUGCGGAUGGCUUCGUGCGCAAAGAGAAGAUCUGCGUGGAGAACAUGCCGCCCUUGACCCCUGAGAAAGGUCUGUUUGAGGAUAUCACGGAUGACGAGGUGCUGGUGCUGCAGCAGAUGUUCUUCGGGGUUGUGAUCUGCGCUCUGGCCACGCUGGCGGCCAAGGGGGACAUGGUGUUCACCGCCAUCUUCAUCGGGGGCCUGGCAGCCAUGGCGGGGUACUGGCUGAGCGAGAAGGGGGACAGGCUGCUCGAGGGGUUCCUGAAGGGCCGCUAGAGCGGAGAGACGGGGGGACGGAGGAGACACAGGGGAAAGACACUGCUGAGAUCAGGCUGUUUAAACAAGUGGCAGUCUCGUCCUACAGACAGACACAGAAAAGACACACGGACAUCAACGUAUCUCGUUUGCAGGAGUACCCUGCUGCUCUAUCAGACAGACAGACAGACAGAUAUCUAUGCAUCUUGUUUUCUGGAGUGCCCUGUUGCUGAGGGGAGAAACAGACUGAGAGACAGAUAGACAAGCUACGUUCGUUGCUCACAGAAGACUUAAGUGUUGUUCUGAGCAGGUCUACCUGCAUUUUCCUGGACCCCUUCCAUUCAGUUGUGCCCCCCUCCCCCAGGAAUAAUGGUCCAGACGUCACUUCCUGGGAAUCCCCAGUAUAUUCCUGUUUGUUUUUGUGUGGACAGAGCUCCCUCGUUCUGUCUCCGUCUGACUUUACACAUCACCAAGCUGUGAGGACGGUGAAUCAGUGAAGGACCGUCAUGCAUGAAAAUAUAGGACUUGAAUAAUUCACUGUUAACUCGAUUUGGCAAAAUCAUCAAAAUGUAAAAUAGUCUAAAUAUCUGCAUGCAUGUAACCAGUUCUAGAAGAGUUUUUGGAACUUUUGUCAGGCAGAUUAUCUUUUAGUAUUUAUUUAAGUGUAAACUGCUUCAGGUGUUGUUUUAAUUGCAUUUUAAUUUAUUUAAAUCGCUUUUUUUAAUUUAUUUUUAUUUUUUUAAUUGCUCCCAAUGUUGAAUUGUCUUAGUCUGCCUUUUUACAUGGCUUUUAAAAUUGCUUUGAGCUUGAAUCCUAAGAGCCGGGCGCUUCCUCAUUCCAUGCAGGUCAUGUGACGGUGUGAUGCUGCCGACGUGUCCUCCGGGACUGGCUGUCACAUGACUUGAAUGGAAUGGGGAAGGUUGCUCCGCGCCCGGCUCUUCGGAUUCUCCAGGCAAGCUCAAAGCAGUUAAAAUGAGAAGCUAUUUCCUCUCUAAGCUUUAAGAACCAGAGGCUCUGAAACAUGGCUUUCCUGCCUGAACUGAAUACCUGUCCAGGUACAUCAGUGUGUGUACAAAAAACCCAACACGAUCACAAUGUGAGUGUCCUGCGUGUCUCCUGACACCCUGCUGGGGUUACAUCAGGUACCUGUUAGAUCAAUGGGGGUGAGUUCAGAGAGUCUGCAAAGGGUGUGCUGCCAUUCAUACAGACCUCCACUGACGUCCGCAGUAAGAAGUUCUGUUGUAAUGUCCAGUCAGCCCUGUCUCUUGUAUCAUUAAUUUAUACAGUUGGCCCAGCCUCUUAUGUCAGUUCAUAUGAACAGUCAGCCUUGUUUGUUGUAUAAGUUAAUAUCCUGGGUUUUUUAUAGAAUUUUGAUCAGUCGGCAGUACCGUACCGCUGCACUAGACGAUAAAAGACUGGAAUGUUGAAAUGCGAUGUUUUGAUUGGCAGAAGGCAGCUCCACAACUAGAGGAUUCAUUACAGGAUAACUACAGCACGCGGGUUAGUUGUUGGGGUGUCUCUCCUGUGUGAAAUACUAUUAGAAUCCUGAUGCAAUUCACAUGGAUUCCCAUGCUUGUUAUUUUAAAGAUGUGAAAUGUUAUAUCAAUACUGUACGAAUUGCACUGCUUUUAAUUAAUACAAAAAAUAAAAACUUAACGGUU